CAGCUGCCCCGCUGUUUCACAUCCGCUGCUUCUGAACUCUCCUCGGGCCUUUCCAGCUAUCGGACAUGGCAGGACCUGUGCCAAGCAGGGCCAGAGUGUACACUGAUGUAAACACACACAAACCCCGAGAGUACUGGGACUAUGAAUCUCACGUCGUGGAAUGGGGGAACCAAGAUGACUACCAGUUAGUGCGAAAAUUAGGCCGAGGGAAAUACAGUGAAGUAUUUGAAGCCAUUAACAUCACAAACAAUGAAAAAGUAGUUGUUAAAAUACUAAAGCCCGUAAAGAAGAAGAAAAUAAAGCGUGAAAUUAAGAUCUUGGAGAACCUGCGUGGAGGCCCAAAUAUUAUCACACUCAUAGAUAUUGUCAAAGAUCCUGUGUCACGGACACCUGCAUUGGUCUUUGAACAUGUAAACAACACAGAUUUCAAGCAGCUUUACCAGACCUUAACAGAUUAUGAUAUACGAUUCUACAUGUAUGAGAUUUUGAAGGCUCUGGAUUAUUGCCACAGUAUGGGGAUUAUGCACAGAGAUGUUAAACCACACAACGUUAUGAUUGAUCAUGAGCACAGAAAGUUGCGGCUGAUAGACUGGGGUCUGGCAGAGUUCUAUCAUCCAGGGCAGGAAUACAACGUUCGAGUGGCCUCCAGGUACUUCAAGGGACCCGAACUACUUGUAGAUUAUCAGAUGUAUGACUACAGUCUAGACAUGUGGAGUUUAGGAUGCAUGUUGGCCAGCAUGAUUUUCAGAAAAGAGCCCUUCUUCCAUGGGCACGAUAACUACGAUCAGUUGGUCAGAAUAGCUAAAGUGCUUGGCACCGAGGACCUGUACGAUUACAUUGACAAGUACAACAUUGAACUGGAUCCUCGGUUUAAUGACAUCCUGGGCAGACAUUCCCGUAAAAGGUGGGAGCGCUUCGUACACAGCGAGAAUCAGCACCUGGUCAGCUCGGAAGCGCUGGAUUUCUUGGAUAAGUUGCUGCGAUACGAUCACCAAACGCGUCUAACAGCACGAGAAGCUAUGGAGCAUCCUUAUUUUUACCCAAUUGUGAAAGACCAGUCCCGAAUGGGCUCCUGUACGAGCAUGCCGACCGGCAGCACUCCAGUUAGCUCGGCCAGUAUGAUGUCAGGGAUAUCUGCAAUGCCAACCUCGUCACCAUUGGGACCCCUGGCUGGCUCACCAGUUAUCUCCGCCACUAACACCCUCGGGACGCCCGUUCCAGCCACCGCUGGGGCACAGCCUUGAUGUUGCUUCCUGACUUCUUGUAAACCACACCCCCCCCCACCUUGGCAACAGCCUGCUCCCCUUCUAAU
This is a messenger RNA of Callorhinchus milii (elephant shark), 1312 nucleotides long. RefSeq names its product casein kinase II subunit alpha. Gene Ontology annotation, molecular function: protein serine/threonine kinase activity; ATP binding. Gene Ontology annotation, cellular component: nucleus; cytosol; protein kinase CK2 complex. Bases 66 to 1244 code for a protein of 392 amino acids. Gene Ontology annotation, biological process: protein phosphorylation. The record is from RefSeq and is a predicted model, not a curated record. NCBI's taxonomy places the organism in Eukaryota, Metazoa, Chordata, Chondrichthyes, Chimaeriformes, Callorhinchidae. The transcript is spliced from 12 exons.